Molecule: messenger RNA, 1587 nt
Organism: Aspergillus costaricaensis CBS 115574
Lineage: Eukaryota; Fungi; Ascomycota; Eurotiomycetes; Eurotiales; Aspergillaceae
Exons: 6
Coding region: 1-1587 (528 amino acids)
Cellular component (GO): mitochondrion
Molecular function (GO): (3R)-hydroxyacyl-[acyl-carrier-protein] dehydratase activity
Source: RefSeq, a predicted model, not a curated record
AUGCGACUAUUACUGCGACAACAGCAACAACAGCAGAAAUGGCGGACACUGCCGGCUUCAUUUCGUGCAUGUUCGUCUCUUUCCGAAAGGCUACACCGAGAUUUGACAUCACGACAGCUCCCCUUGACUUUUGACUAUCUACAUCCCCAGCCGUCAUACCUCCUGAGCUUAACUCUGGCCGAACUCCUUCCCACGCUAACCCCAGCGCCAAAUGAGCUUCCUUCCGCACACAGCAGAUCUCCCGUGCCAGCAGGCCACCACCUAGUCUACUUCCCUCCCCAGGUCACAUUGCCGCAGAUCCUUCCAGACGGUACGGACACCUUACAUGCCCCCGGGAGUCCCUUUGAUAGGCGCUUGUGGGCUGGUGGGAGUGUCAGGUUCUCCACCCCGAAAGGCCUGGUUCUAAAUGGCAGCCGAGCCGUUUGUAUCGAAACUAUUCGUGACGUGGUAAUGAAGGGCCGGUCAGGCGAAGAAAAGGUUAUGGUCAGGAUUGAAAGGCGGAUCGGCACAGUUCAAGAGGGCGAAGACCAUCGCGAUAUAAAAGAGCGGAUAUGGAAGGAAACCGAGGAAGACGUUGGCGAUGCUUGUGUCAUUGAGACCAGGAAUCUAUUGUUUAUGCGCAAGAAAACUCCCGAGCAACUAAGUCAUGACAAGGCUGGUUUUGACACGGAAAACAGGGCUAUAAAAUGUGCGAGCUACCUCGAAGAUUACCAUAAGUUACAAUUGACUGUCACACACAUUGAGUAUAGGAACAUAGCUCCUCUAUAUGUUGAUGAAGAGUUAGCAGUAUGCGGCAAACCCAAAUCGGGAAAGGGCUACACAACCUGGGAUGUUUGGAUUGAGGGUAAGGACGGACGACUUGCCUUUUGGGCUGCUCCUCCUGUUACUAGAACACUCACUGCACUUACCUUUCUACAGUCUAUACUAGUACAUGGUGGCCUUCUCAGCGGUUACUAUGUACUGUUCCUUCGCCGCCUUAUCUUCAAGACACUACCAGAGAUAUGGAGGCUGUUCUCGCCGUUCAUGAUCACUGGACCAGGCCUUUCCCUGAUCUUUGAUCUCUACUUUAGUAUGGCUUUUGCGCUCCGCCUGGAGACUGAAUCUCCCCGGUUCAGUGCACCUGGUGAUUUUUUCACUUAUGUGUUCUUCGUAGCAUCCAUCAUCAUGGUAAGUUCGUUGAUCCUGGCAUUCGUUUACACGUUUUCCCAAGACAACCGAGGAAGAAAGGCGAGCUUUUUCAUUGUCCAAAUACCCGUCGAGUUCUUGCCUUGGGCAAUGCUCACAUUAACGCUGGUCGUUUCCGGAUGGCCUGCGGCGUUGAGGGACGGCAUGGGCAUAGUUGCUGCCCACUUCUACGAUUUUCUUACCCGUAUAUAUCCAACUUUCGGAGGUGGUAAGAAUUACCUCGUCACUCCAGCGUUUGUGAGGCGGUUCUUUGCUGCCCGCACGCCGCGGGGCGAAGCUCGCGCAUUUGGGACCGCCUACCGUGCGACGGACCAAACACAGGGUUCUUCGGGAAGCUGGACUUCAUCCUUUCAGAGCCCUUGGAGCAGAAGAGGGCCAGGAAGAAGACUUGGUGGUGACUGA